Messenger RNA from Melanotaenia boesemani (Boeseman's rainbowfish), 3280 nucleotides. RefSeq names its product V-type proton ATPase subunit B, brain isoform-like. Gene Ontology annotation, cellular component: proton-transporting V-type ATPase, V1 domain. NCBI's taxonomy places the organism in Eukaryota, Metazoa, Chordata, Actinopteri, Atheriniformes, Melanotaeniidae. Gene Ontology annotation, molecular function: ATP binding; proton-transporting ATPase activity, rotational mechanism. The transcript is spliced from 15 exons. The coding region runs from base 16 to 1734 and encodes 572 amino acids. Gene Ontology annotation, biological process: proton transmembrane transport; ATP metabolic process. The record is from RefSeq and is a predicted model, not a curated record.
UCUGAGCUUUGUGACAUGGUGCAUUAUCCUGCUGGAAGUAGCAUCAGAAGAUGCUCCACUGUGGUCAUAAAGGGAUGGACAUGGUCAGCAACAAUACUCAGCAGGUGCGGACUGCGCAUGCGCUUCGGCUGUCACGACUUGCAGGCUGCUGCAGCUGCUGCAGGUGAAAACAUGGCGAUGAAGGCGCUCAGAGGGAUGAUGAACGGAGCCAUGAGCGAGCUCUCCUCGGCGGUCAGCGGGAACAAACCGACGGCCACCGCUCCGGCCAACAAGUCCGCCGCCGCCAGGGAGCACGUGAUGGCCGCGAGCCGGGAUUACAUCUCGCAACCCCGCCUGACCUAUAAAACAGUGUCUGGGGUCAACGGUCCUCUGGUGAUCUUGGAUCAGGUGAAGUUUCCUCGAUAUGCUGAGAUCGUCCAUCUCACCCUGCCUGAUGGUACCAAGCGGAGUGGACAGGUGCUGGAGGUCACCGGCUCCAAGGCCGUGGUGCAGGUGUUUGAGGGAACUUCAGGCAUCGAUGCCAAGAAGACCAGCUGUGAGUUUACAGGAGACAUCUUGCGGACACCCGUUUCCGAGGACAUGCUGGGUCGUGUGUUUAAUGGAUCUGGUAAACCUAUCGACAGAGGACCAGCUGUCCUGGCUGAAGACUUCUUGGACAUUAUGGGCCAGCCGAUAAACCCUCAGUGUCGUAUCUACCCUGAGGAAAUGAUCCAGACCGGCAUCUCUGCUAUUGAUGGCAUGAACAGCAUCGCCAGGGGCCAGAAAAUACCCAUCUUCUCUGCUGCUGGUCUGCCUCACAACGAGAUUGCAGCUCAGAUCUGUCGGCAAGCUGGUUUGGUGAAGAAGUCCAAGGACGUGAUGGAUUACAGUGAGGACAACUUUGCUAUCGUGUUUGCAGCCAUGGGGGUCAACAUGGAGACAGCCCGAUUCUUUAAGUCGGACUUUGAGGAGAACGGAUCCAUGGACAACGUCUGCUUGUUCCUCAAUCUGGCCAAUGACCCAACCAUCGAGCGAAUCAUCACGCCUCGUUUAGCCCUGACAUCAGCGGAGUACCUGGCCUAUCAGUGCGAGAAGCACGUCCUGGUCAUCCUCACCGAUAUGAGCUCUUAUGCUGAAGCCCUCCGAGAGGUUUCUGCAGCCAGAGAGGAAGUGCCGGGCCGCCGAGGAUUCCCUGGCUACAUGUACACUGAUUUGGCCACCAUCUAUGAGAGAGCUGGCAGAGUAGAGGGACGUAAUGGCUCCAUCACUCAGAUCCCCAUCCUCACCAUGCCUAAUGAUGACAUCACUCAUCCUAUUCCUGACCUGACUGGUUACAUCACUGAGGGGCAGAUCUAUGUGGACAGACAGCUUCACAACAGACAGAUCUAUCCUCCCAUCAAUGUGCUGCCGUCUCUGUCUCGACUGAUGAAAUCAGCCAUUGGGGAGGGAAUGACCCGCAGAGACCACUCUGAUGUUUCCAAUCAGCUUUAUGCGUGUUAUGCCAUAGGUAAGGAUGUCCAGGCCAUGAAGGCGGUAGUGGGAGAGGAGGCUUUGACCGCUGAUGACCUGCUAUAUCUGGAGUUCCUGACCAAGUUUGAGAAGAACUUCAUUUCCCAAGGUGCCUAUGAAAACAGGAGUGUGUUUGAGACUUUGGACAUUGGAUGGCAGCUCAUGAGGAUCUUCCCCAAAGAAAUGUUGAAGAGAAUCCCUCAGAGCACCUUGGCUGAGUUUUACCCCCGAGACGCAAAACAUUAGCCAAACACACACCACAUUGUCUCUUUUUGGUGAGGCCUCUCUGCGUACAUACAGUGCAGUGUUGUGAUGCCAUAACUGUCUUCACACAUGUGGCUUCCAUGUAGCCUUGACAGCAAACUUCCCUGCUUACACAGAAGGAGAAAUAGACUGAAACACAUACAGAAGUUUAUUUAGAGCAUGGAUGGAAAGAAACUGUCUGCAACAGGUAGAAAAAGAACAGUCUGUUGAUUUAAUGGUUGUAUGGGUGAUUAUGAGGAUAUUAAACCUUUAUUUAGAAAAAAAAAAUUACAUAAAAGUCAGAGUUCAAAUUAGUCUGUGGGUUUUCAUAAAACCUGGACAGCCUCAGAAGAUAGAGGAAAACAUUAACAUCACCUCUUAGAGAUUUGAGAGAUUCUCAUAACUUCUGUUGUCAUUACAUGAGAAAUUACUGCAGCUGGUGUUUCCUAAAUCCUUUGUUUUGAGUUAUUAAUACUGAUAGAUGCUCAUUAAAUCAGUGGGAGUUCUGGUCUAAAUAAUAAUGCAAAGACCAAAAAACAAAACAAAAAAAGGUUUCAUUAAAGUCAGUUUAAAUAGUCCAUUGUGCCUCAUUUAUAAGACGUUUAACUGAACUAUUUUAAAGGAGCAGUCAGAUUGCAUUGUGAGCUUCCUUUUUUUCAUCCUUAAAAAAUCCUUGCAACACAAUUUACAUUUACAAUUUUUGUUCUACCGAACUUUCAUCUUUAUGAGUUUCAGCACAUUAUGUCACUCUUUAGCAAACAUUUAAUAAGUCUUUCUUCCUCAUCCACAUGGUGGAGUCACUUUUACGUACAGACUUUCAUGUGCUGUCCUGAGAUAAAUCACUUUAGCCCCGUUUCCACCACCGAGUCCAGUUCGGUACAGGUUGGUACACUUUUUUGUGUUUCCACAGGCAAAAACUGGGAAGGGCAGAAUAUCCAGCCGUGGAUUUAUUGGUGUUUAAAGUCACAAAACAAGAAAGAACACAAACUACUGGAUGUUCUCAUCUUUUGCUUCUGUGUCACGUUCUUCUUUGUUAUAAUUCAAGAAAGGCUUCUGUGACAUCAUGCUAUUACAUAGCUGAGGCAUCUAUGCUAUCUGGUCUAUACACUGCCCACCGGGUAAAUCUAUGGUUGGCUGUAGAAAUGCAACAGAGAUCAGGAUUUACCAAACCAAACCAAACUAUACCUACCCAGACCUGCUGGUGGAAACAGGGCUUUUGUCUGGACUAAAUUCAAGCCAGCAAUGACUGUAACGGGGUAGCCAUGAAGUAAAAUGGUAUCAGUGUGACAUACUCGCUUAACCGCUUGAUGAUGUAGUUUUGUUAAGAUUAUUAUUACUCAUUUGUGCCAGAAGUUUAAAGUGUUUGUGUUCAUGUCCCCUGAAUGCAUUGGCUUUAUGUCACACGUCCGCCUUGAAAUACAAAUUAACUGUGCAUUUUUUGUUUGAACAGUGUGUUUAUUGACUGGAUAUUCAAACAAUUGCAUGCUGUGUUGCUUAAUGUUUACUGUUGGUGCCUCAAGAAUGUCAUGAAAUAAAAGCUGUUGCCUCA